AUGCAUCCAACAAAACGCACUCUUCCCCUCGAACUCCUCUUGGAGAUAAUCGACUCUCUCAUCCUCCCCACCACCUCCUACUCCCACCCACCAAUCGUACAGCACACACUCCUCUCUCUCUGCCUAACAUCCCGCCUCCUCUCCUCACUCGCAUUCCGCCACCUGUACGCGCGCGUCUAUCUCCGCACUCCAAGCCAGCUAAGGGCAUUCCUCGACCUACCAAGGAAGAGGCCAACCCAAGCGCUCGCUUUAGCCGCUGGGAUCCCCCUCUCCCCGUCGGACGUCAAGCGCCUCUGGGCCGCGUACCCGACACUUGAGCGCCUCAGCCUGGAAGGUCAGAUCCAGGCAUUCAACCCUUCCCCUUCCCUCUCUGCGCCUCGGCCACCCACGCAAGUACUGGAAGAACUCGCACUCAUCCCCGGAGGCCAACGUUACCCGCUAGAGAUCUUCUCCUCCUGGACCCCCUGUCCCCACCUCAAAAGUCUCGCAUUCAUGCACGCCGUCCUGCACGAACACGACGACAACCUCUCGGCAGGCUACUACUCCCGGCUGGGGGAGUUGUUCCCCAGUCUGGAAGUGCUCGUUCUCACGCUACCGGCAAGAUCGAGGCGCUUGUUGAAGAGUUUCAAGUAUAUGGUGGAGUGCCUCCCAAAGCUGAGGAAGGUGUUACUGGUCGAGCCUGCACCGGCACGUCGUUUAUCCUCAUCUCACUCGGCUCAUCAUUCCCCAUCCCCGUCCCCAUCCUCGUCCCCGUCCCCCACACUCCGCUCAACCCCUCUACCAUCCCCAACCCGCCGACCUAUCCCCCUCCCCGCAUCCCCCCUCCCCUCCCUCCCCGAACUGACGGAAACGAUUGGCAAGUCCCUGCUCGCCCGUUCACCCCCCGUAGAAGUGCAUGAGCUCCUAGCAACAGCCCACGGGUGCCAGAGUGGCGAUUCCGGCGAAGGGAAGAAACUGUUCCGGGACUGGUUUGCAAGUGUUGUGAGAGAAGGCAGUGUUUGGAGCUUGGAGGGCAGUGUUUGGGGCAGAGAGGAGAAAGGGGGGGAGGGAGAUGCGCCCCAGGUGUUGCUGGGCGAGGUGGUGCUGUUGAGCUGCUGA
Molecule: messenger RNA, 1098 nt
Organism: Dacryopinax primogenitus
Lineage: Eukaryota; Fungi; Basidiomycota; Dacrymycetes; Dacrymycetales; Dacrymycetaceae
Exons: 1
Coding region: 1-1098 (365 amino acids)
Source: RefSeq, a predicted model, not a curated record